Molecule: messenger RNA, 369 nt
Organism: Beta vulgaris subsp. vulgaris (sugar beet)
Lineage: Eukaryota; Viridiplantae; Streptophyta; Magnoliopsida; Caryophyllales; Amaranthaceae
Exons: 1
Coding region: 1-369 (122 amino acids)
Source: RefSeq, a predicted model, not a curated record
AUGAAUCCCCUCAAGUGCGCAUUUGGCGUCACCUUAGGAAAGCUUCUAGGCUUCAUUGUCAGGCAUAGGGGCAUUGAAAUUGACCAAGAAAAAAUCAAGGCCAUCCAAGAGAUGCCUGAACCUAAGAACCUCAAGGAGUUGCAUGGCCUCCAAGGGCGUUUCGCUUACAUUCGAAGGUUUAUUUCCAAUUUGGCAGGCAGAUGUCAUCCUUUUAGCCAUCUCAUGAAAAAGGAUUCCCCAUUCAAAUGGGAUGACUCCUGUAAAAAGGCCUUCGACGAAAGUAUCAAGAAGUACUUGUCUUCUCCUCCCGUCUUAGGGGCACCAAUAAAAGGGAAAGCACUCAUACUUUAUUUCGCAGCGCAGGAUUGA